Molecule: messenger RNA, 879 nt
Organism: Arabis nemorensis
Lineage: Eukaryota; Viridiplantae; Streptophyta; Magnoliopsida; Brassicales; Brassicaceae
Source: the annotation of a GenBank genome assembly
AUGUUUCUGGGAGUUAACCAAGCGGUCGAGGCGCUUCUUCGUGGCCAAGAAAGUGCUAAUCGCUUGAAGACGGUGCUCGAACACCCGAGGAUAAGCUCAGUUCCAACCGAGCCUCUUUUCGAAACCGUUUUUGAUUCUUUCUCGGUUGCGCUCUCUCUUUUUACAAAUUUCACUUCUUCUUCUUCUAAUCCUCAGUCACAACAUGAGUCUUCUCAAACCACGGCAACGCCUCCCGUAGCUCGCAAAUCACCUAAGAAAAAGAGGUGUGUGGAAGGCGGUUUAGAGCAUUUCAGAGAUGAUUCACCAACUCUUCUCCAAAACGAUGGUUUUUCUUGGAGGAAGUACGGACAAAAGRAAAUCAAAAAUUCUACACACCWAAGGAGUUACUAUCGUUGCACCAAUGCGGAAGACAUGAAUUGUAAUGCUACAAAGCGGGUGCAACAAAUCCAAGACAGUCCUUCGGUGUACAGAACAACCUAUGUUGGAAAACACAUAUGUGAAGAAUUUAGGGUGUUGGCGCAGCCUAAUGAAGCUAUUACAAACGGUUCCAAGAUGAUGAUAAGGUUCGAUAACAUCCACCAAGCCAUGCCCGAAUCAUCGGUUAUGCCUCAAAUCGUACCAGUUGAUCACCAAGCAAUUGUCAUCGACUACAUAGACCAACAUUUGAAUCAAGAAUGUGUUAUGCCUCAACUUGUAUCAAUUGMACACCAAGAAACAAUCGAAGACCAAGGCAUAGACCAAAUCAUGAAUCAAGAAUGUGGUGAUAAUAAGUUGGUGAUUGAUGAUGACGAGUUCUGGACGACAUAUCCGUUUUCUCCUGACAAUUGUAUGUUCUUGGACGAUAUUUCGGUUUUUGAUUACAUUCCUUCUCGGGUUUGA